AUCCACGAGAUCUGAGAGCAAGGAAGCUGAGGGGGAGAGAGAAAGAGAGAGAGAGAGAAAGAGAGAGGAGCAGCUCUGAAUCUUCUGUCACUCUCUCUCACUCCACCGUGAGAGCUUCAGGACUCAUGCUGUCCUCCAGCACACCCACACACACACACUGAAAGAGAGAGAGAGAGAGAGAGAGAGAAGACACUGAAACACACUGAAGAGAAAACGGAAGGAUUUUCUGAUUUCUCCUGAGGAGCUGCAAAUAACCCUCGGAGAAGGAUGGCAGAGGGAGAAGGGGGAGAUGAAGAGAUACAGUUCCUACGGACGGAAGACCAAGUUGUACUCCAGUGCUCUGCGACUGUUCUGAAGGAGCAGAUCAAACUAUGCCUUUCCUGUGAAGGCUUUGGGAACCGUCUGUGCUUUCUAGAGACAACGUCAAAUGCCCAGAAUGUGCCGCCUGAUCUGGCAAUCUGUGCCUUUGUACUGGAGCAGUCGCUGUCAGUACGAGCCCUGCAGGAGAUGCUGGCCAACACCGUGGAGAUGAAUGAGUCAUUUCAGGGAGGGGGACACCGAACGCUGCUCUAUGGCCAUGCCAUCCUUCUGAGACACUACCACUCUGGCAUGUAUCUGAGCUGCUUGACGACAUCACGUUCACUCACAGACAAGCUGGCCUUUGAUGUGGGCCUGCAAGAGGAUUCUACAGGGGAAGCGUGUUGGUGGACCAUCCAUCCUGCAUCCAAGCAGAGGUCAGAGGGUGAGAAGGUCAGGGUAGGAGACGACCUGAUCUUGGUUAGCGUGUCAUCAGAGAGAUACCUACAUCUGUCGUACGCCAGCGGCGACCUGAUGGUAGAUGCCUCCUUCAUGCAGACCUUAUGGAACAUGAAUCCAGUCUGCUCAGGCUGUGAGCUGGCAGAGGGGUACUUAACUGGAGGUCAUGUCUUAAGAUUGUUUCAUGGUCACAUGGAUGAGUGUCUGGCCAUCUCAACACCUGAUCAGGGAGAGGAGCAGCGCAAAAUUGCACAGUAUGAAGGAGGGGCGGUGUGUAGUCAAGCCCGUUCGUUGUGGAGACUUGAGCCUCUGAGAAUUGGUUGGAGCGGUAGCCACAUGAAGUGGGGCCAGGCUUUCCGCGUACGCCACAUCACAACGGGUCGGUACCUGUGUCUGGAUGAGGAGAAAGGUCUGAUGGUUCUGGAUCCAGAGAAAGCCAACACUAAAUUGUCCGCCUUCUGUUUCCGUGCAUCAAAGGAGAAAGUGGAGGGGGCUCAGAAGAAGCGAGACGUGGAAGGAAUGGGUGUUCCGGAGAUCAAGUAUGGCGAGUCCAUGUGUUUUAUGCAGCAUCUUUCCACAGGGUUGUGGCUCACAUACGCUGCUUUAGAUGCUAAAGCGGCUCGCCUGGGAACCAUGAAGAGAAGGGCCAUAUUACAUCAAGAGGGCCACAUGGAUGAUGCACUGACUUGCUCUCGCUCUCAGAUGGAAGAGUCUCAGGCUGCUCGUAUGAUCUACAGCACCACAGGCCUUUUUACACAGUUUAUCAAAGGUCUGGACUCUUUGAGUGGGAAGAACAAAUCCCCCGGUCCGGUGUCCUUGCCAUUGGAUGGAGUGAUCCUGUCCUUGCAGGAUCUGAUCCAUUACUUCCGGCCUCCAGAGGAGGAGCUGGAACACGAGGAGAAACAGACCAAGCUGCGCUCUCUACGCAACCGACAGAACCUCUUCCAAGAAGAGGGGAUGAUCACCAUCGUGCUGGAGUGUAUUGACCGCCUGAAUGUCUACAACACUGCCGCACACUUCUCUGAGUUUGCCGGAGAGGAAGCUGCUGAAUCCUGGAAAGAGAUUGUCAACCUGCUCUAUGAACUGCUUGCAUCGCUGAUUAGAGGAAACCGUUCUAACUGUGCUCUGUUUUGCGAUAACCUGGACUGGCUGGUUAGUAAACUGGAUCGUCUGGAAGCUUCUUCAGGCAUCCUAGAGGUGCUGUAUUGUGUUUUGAUUGAAAGUCCUGAAGUCUUGAACAUCAUUCAGGAGAAUCACAUCAAGUCUAUAAUUUCUCUCUUGGACAAGCACGGUCGAAACCAUAAGGUUUUAGACGUAUUGCGUUCUCUGUGUGUGUGUAACGGUGUUGCCGUGAGGUCCAAUCAAAACCUCAUCACAGAAAAUCUGCUUCCGGGCCGUGACCUCCUGCUGCAGACUAACAUCGUUAACUAUGUAUCAAGCGUGAGGCCCAAUAUCUUCUUGGGGACUUGUGAAGGUUCUACACAGUAUAAGAAGUGGUACUAUGAGGUGAUGGUAGACUAUGUGGAACCGUAUGUGACAGCUCAGGCCAGCCAUCUGCGUGUUGGCUGGGCUCUGACUGAAGGCUUCAGUCCAUACCCAGGAGGAGGAGAGGGAUGGGGUGGCAACGGUGUGGGUGAUGACCUGUAUUCUUAUGGUUUUGAUGGCCUUCAUUUGUGGUCAGGUCAUGUGCCACGUCAGGUUGCUUCGCCCAACCAGCACAUCCUGGCAGCAGAUGAUGUUGUGAGCUGCUGUCUGGAUCUGAGUGUGCCCAGUAUCUCCUUCCGUAUCAAUGGCCAUCCAGUCCAGGGAAUGUUUGAGAACUUCAACGUAGACGGCCUCUUCUUUCCUGUCAUUAGCUUCUCUGCUGGAGUGAAAGCUCGCUUCCUCUUGGGUGGUCGCCAUGGGGAUUUUAAGUUCUUGCCUCCUCCUGGUUACUCACCAUGUUACGAAGCUCUUCUCCCCAAAGACAGAAUGCGCAUUGAGCCUAUUAAGGAGUAUAAACAUGACUUUAAUGGAGUCAGAAACCUGCUGGGCCCCACGCAGUCCCUCACGCACACUUCAUUCACUCCCUGUCCCGUUGACACUGCCCAGAUUGUUCUACCUCCUCAUUUGGAGCGGAUCAGAGAGAAGCUUGCAGAAAACAUUCAUGAGCUCUGGGCUGUGACUCGUAUUGAGCAGGGUUGGACCUAUGGAGUGUUCAGGGAUGAUAAUAAGAAGUUGCACCCAUGUCUGGUGGACUUUCAGAGUCUUCCAGAACCUGAGAAGAAUUAUAACCUCCAGAUGUCUGGAGAGACCUUGAAAACCCUCUUAGCUUUGGGUUGCCAUGUAGGCAUGGGAGAUGAGAAAGCAGAGGAGAAUCUGAGGAAGAUAAAAUUGCCCAAAACUUAUGUGAUGAGCAGUGGGUUCAAACCUGCUCCUCUAGACCUCAGCCACGUCAAACUGACACCCAAUCAGAACCAAUUGGUCGAGAAGUUGGCAGAAAAUGGGCAUAAUGUUUGGGCACGGGACAGAGUGAGGCAAGGAUGGACCUACAGCAUUGUGCAGGACAUUCUGAAUAAGCGUAACCCUCGUCUGGUACCUUACAACCUCCUGGAUGAGAGAACCAAGAAGACGAACAGAGACAGUGUGAACAACGCUGUGCGCACUCUGAUUGGCUAUGGAUACAACAUCGAGCCCCCGGAUCAGGAGAGCAGUGGUCUUGGUGAUGAGAACACUCGUGGAGAUAAAGUGCGCAUCUUCAGGGCAGAGAAGCAGUAUGCUGUUACCUCAGGAAAAUGGUACUUUGAGUUUGAGGCCGUGACCACAGGAGAGAUGAGAGUUGGCUGGGCUCGACCGAACGUCCGCUCUGAUGUUGAGCUCGGUUCUGAUGAGCUGGCCUACGUCUUUAAUGGAAACAGGGCUCAGCGAUGGCACAUUGGUAAUGAGCCAUUUGGCCGUCAAUGGCAGUCUGGUGAUGUGGUCGGGUGCAUGAUAGACCUCACUGAAAUGAACAUUAUGUUCACUCUUAAUGGAGAGAUGUUGAUCAGCGAUUCUGGCUCUGAAAUGGCUUUCAAAGACAUUGAGAUUGGAGACGGUUUUAUUCCGGUCUGCACUUUGGGUCUUUCUCAGGUUGGCCGUAUUAACCUGGGUCAGAAUGUUAGCAGCCUACGCUACUUCGCCAUCUGUGGGCUCCAAGAAGGCUUUGAGCCAUUCGCCAUCAACAUGAAGAGAGACAUCACAAUGUGGUUCAGUAAGAGCCUCCCCCAGUAUGUUCCAGUGCCCACCGACCACAACCACAUUGAGGUCUCUCGUGUGGAUGGAACUGUAGACAGCGCCCCCUGUAUUAAAAUAACCCACAAGACUUUUGGAUCCCAAAAUGCCAACACAGACAUGAUGUUCUUCAGACUGAGCAUGCCUGUAGAGUUCCACCUGACCUUCAAGGUGCCAGCAGGCACUACCCCCCUCACACGAACCCUCACCAUCCCUGAAGAUCAGGUGCUGGAGGUAGACCCCAACUCUGACUUUGAGGUGCUGAAGAAGUCGGCCAGUCGCAAAGAGCAGGAGGAGAAGGAAAAGGAGCCGUCCGUGCCCAAAGAUAUCCAAAGCAUUAAGGAAAAUGACAAAGACACUGUAUCCGAGAAAGGAAAGAAGAAAGGCUUCCUGUUUAAAGCUAAAAAGGCAGCCAUGAUCACUCCUCCUCCACCUCAACCUAUUAUGCCCCGUUUGUUUGAGGAUGUGGUGCCUGAUGAUCGUGAUGACCCAGAGAUCAUCCUCAAUACGACCACAUACUACUACUCAGUCCGUAUCUUCGCCGGUCAAGAACCUAGCGGGGUAUGGGUGGGUUGGGUCACCCCAGACUUCCACAUGUAUGACCUCAACUUUGACCUGUCUAAGGUCCGCACUGUCACUGUCACUGUUGGAGAUGACAAGGGCAAUAUACAUGACAGUAUGAGGAGGAGUAAUUGCUAUAUGGUGUGGGGAGGAGAGUUUGGCAGCAGCACCCAGCAGAGGUUCAGCCAGGAGGAUGUGGUGAUUGGUUGCUUGGUUGACCUGGCAACAGGACUCAUGAAUUUCACAGCCAAUGGGAAAGAGAUUAACACUUUCUACCAGGUCGAGCCCAACACUAAGUUGUUUCCAGCUGUGUUUGUUUUGCCGACCAGCCAGAACAUGCUGCAGCUGGAACUCGGAAAACUCAAGAAUAUCAUGCCUCUUUCGGCAGCCAUGUUCCGUAGUGAGCGCAAGAACCCGGUGCCCCAGUGUCCUCCUCGGCUGGAUGUUGAGAUGUUGACCCCUGUGAUCUGGAGCCGGAUGCCUGACCACUUCCUGGAUCCAAAAGUGGGGCGGGUGAGCGAGAGGCAUGGCUGGAUGGUGGAAUGUACAGAGCCUCUCACCAUGAUGGCUCUGCAUAUACCUGAAGAGAACAGGUGUAUCGACAUCUUGGAGCUGUCUGAACAGCAUGACUUGCUGAAGUUCCACUAUCACACUCUCAUGCUUUAUUGUGCUGUGUGUGCAUUGGGCAACAACCGUGUGGCCCAUGCCCUCUGCAGCCACGUGGACGAAUCACAGCUCUUCUACGCUAUCGAGAACACCUAUCUGCCCGGCCCCCUCCGCAGUGGCUACUACGACCUUCUGAUCAGUAUCCACCUGGAGUCAGCCAAACGUAAUCGCCUGGGAACCAAUCGUGAGUUUAUUGUUCCCAUGACAAAAGAGACGCUGAGCAUCACGCUUUUCCCCGAUGCAGAGGCGGCCAAUGACCUGCCAGGAGUGGGUCUCACGACCUGCCUCAGACCCAAGCUACACUUCUCCCCCAUCAACUUUGUGGGUACCGACCCAGAUCUGUACACCAUAAGCCCCAUCAUUCCUCUGCAGGAGCUGAAGACCAAGGCUCUAAACAUGCUUACUGAAGCCGUGUUCGAUGGCAGCCAGGCCAUGCGUGAUCCUGUUGGGGGCAGCGUUGAGUUUCACUUCGUUCCUAUUCUCAAACUGAUCAGCACCCUCCUCAUAAUGGGCAUCUUCAACGAUGAAGACGUCAAGCACAUUCUCAAGAUGAUUGAUCCCAAUGUGUUCGGCAAGAAAGAGGAGGCAGGAGAGACAGAGGAACCAGAAGAGGAAGCUGCUCCCAAGGAGGAAGGAGAGGAGGUGAAAGAAAAAGAAGAAGCGGCUGAAGGAGAAGAGGAACCCAUGGAUGAGGGAGUUGGGGAGGAGGAGGAGGAUGAGGAGCUAAAAGCUCUAAAGAAGGAGGAGGGACAUGAAGGAGAAGAGGUUGAGAAGGCAGUAGAGGAGGAGGAGGGAGAGAAGGUGGAUGGAGAAAAAGCAGAGGAGGAAAAGGAGGCAGAAGAAGUAGGCGAGCAGGCCAAAGAGGAGGAAGAGGAGGCUCCAGAGGAGGGACUGCUUCAAAUGAAGCUGCCAGAGUCUGUCAAACUUCAGAUGUGUACCCUUCUACAGUAUUUCUGUGACUGUGAGCUCAGACACAGAGUGGAGGCAAUUCUGGCAUUCUCUGAUAAAUUUGUACAGCAGAUCCAAUCAAACCAGCGUGUACGAUACAAUGACCUAAUGAGAGCAUUUACAAUGUCUGCUGCAGAGACCGCUCGCAGGACCAGAGAGUUUCGCUCUCCUCCACUGGAACAGAUUUUGAUGUUGACUAACUUCAAGCACAGCCCAGAAGAAGAGGAUUGCCCUGUACCAGAGGAAGUGCGGGAAACCCUCCAGAAUUUCCACGAUGAGCUGCUGAAUCACUGUGGUGUACACGUAGAAGAAGAAGCAGAGGAGGAAGAGGUAGAGGCGUCUCUGAGAGGGAGACUGCUCAGUUUAGUGGAGAAGAUAAAGACCUUAAGGAAGAAAGAGGAGGAAGAGGAACCAGAACCAGAGGAAGAGCCUAAACCUAGUACUUUACAGGAACUGAUAUCCCACACAAUGAUCCACUGGGCACAGGAGUCCUUUAUUCAGAACCCUGAGCUGGUGCGGCUCAUGUUCAGUCUUCUUCAUCGGCAGUAUGAUGCUCUGGGAGAGCUGAUCCGUGCCCUGCCAAAGGCCUAUGCCAUCAGCGGUGUGUCCAUACAGGACACAAUGGACCUGCUAGAGUGCCUGGGACAGAUCCGUUCUCUUCUCAUUGUCCAGAUGGGCCCGGAAGAGGAGAGGCUCAUGAUUCAGAGCAUUGGGAACGUCAUGAACAACAAGUUGUUCUACCAGCACCCUAACUUGAUGCGAGCUCUGGGCAUGCAUGAGACGGUCAUGGAGGUUAUGGUCAAUGUACUGGGAGGUGGAGGAGACUCUAAGGAAAUACGAUUCCCGCAAAUGGUUACCAGUUGCUGUCGCUUCCUGUGCUACUUCUGCAGGAUCAGCCGUCAGAACCAGCGUUCCAUGUUUGACCACCUCUCAUACCUGCUGCAGAACAGUGGCAUUGGACUCGGAAUGCGUGGAUCUACUCCUUUGGAUGUUGCUGCUGCAUCUUGCAUUGACAACAAUGAGCUUGCACUGGCUCUUCAAGAGCAAGACCUUGAGAUGGUGGUGACCUAUCUGGCUGGAUGCGGCCUUCGAAUGUGCCCCAUGCUUCUGUCUAAAGGCUACCCUGACAUCGGAUGGAAUCCAGGUGGAGGAGAGAGAUAUCUGGACUUCCUACGUUUUGCUGUGUUUGUAAAUGGUGAGAGCGUAGAGGAGAAUGCCAACGUGGUUGUUCGUCUGUUGAUUCGUCGGCCUGAGUGCUUCGGCCCCGCUCUGAGAGGAGAGGGUGGCGCAGGUCUGUUAGCUGCCAUCGAAGAGGCCAUUAAGAUCUCGGAAGACCCUGCCAGAGAUGGGCCAACUCCUAAAAAGGACAGACGUUUUAUGUUUGGAGGGGAGGAGCAACAUGAAGAGAACAGAGUACAUCUCGGAAAUGCUAUCAUGUCAUUUUACUCGGCUCUUAUUGACUUGCUGGGUCGCUGUGCUCCUGAGAUGCAUUUGAUCCAAGCAGGUAAAGGCGAAGCUUUGAGAAUCAGAGCUAUCUUGAGGUCUCUCGUACCCAUUGAAGACCUGGUGGGAGUCAUCAGCCUUCCUGUUCAGAUCCCCACCUUUGGCAAAGAUGGCCAGAUUGUUGAGCCAAAAAUGUCCGCGAGUUUCGUGCCAGACCACAAAGCCUCCAUGGUGCUUUUCUUGGACAGAGUGUAUGGAAUUGAUAACCAAGACUUCCUGUUGCAUGUGCUAGAAGUGGGCUUCCUGCCCGAUAUGAGAGCCUCAGCUUCUCUAGAUACGGCGGCAUUCAGCACCACAGAGAUGGCUCUGGCUCUAAACCGUUACCUGUGCUCAGCUGUGCUUCCUCUGCUCACAAAGUGUGCCCCACUGUUCGCUGGCACAGACCACCGUGCCAUCAUGAUCGACUCAAUGCUGCACACCAUCUACAGACUGUCCCGUGGCCGUGCCCUUACCAAGGCCCAGAGGGACGUCAUCGAGGACUGCCUUAUGUCUCUUGUCAAGUAUUUGCGGCCGUCUAUGUUGCAGCAUCUGUUGAGAAGGCUGGUGUUUGAUGUGCCAAUCUUAAACGAGUAUGCCAAGAUGCCCCUCAAGCUGUUGACCAAUCACUAUGAGCGCUGCUGGAAGUAUUAUUGCCUGCCGAAUGGAUGGGCGAACUUUGGCGUCACAUCAGAGGAAGAGCUGCAUCUCUCUCGCAAACUCUUCUGGGGCAUCUUUGAGUCCCUCGCACACAAGAAAUUCGAUGCAGAGCUGUUUAAGAUCGCCAUGCUCUGCAUCUGUGCCAUUGCGGGUGCCAUCCCUCCAGACUAUGUGGAUGCUAGCUAUUCAUCUGUGACUGAAAAGAAAGCAUCAGUCGAUGCCGAGGGAAACUUUGACCCCAAACCAGUGGAGACAACAAACACCAUCAUUCCUGAGAGACUCGAUGCCUUCAUUAACAAAUAUGCCGAGCACACGCAUGAUAAAUGGGCCUUUGAGAAGAUCCAAAACAACUGGACAUAUGGAGAGGUUCUAGAUGAGAACAGCAAAACUCACCCCAUGCUGCGGCCGUACAAGACUUUCUCAGAGAAGGAUAAAGAGAUCUAUCGCUGGCCCAUUAAAGAGUCCAUCAAGGCCAUGCUGGCAUGGGAAUGGACUCUGGAGAAAGCCAGAGAUGGAGAAAUUGAGAAAACUGAAGUGAAGGCCAGCAGGAAGAUCUCCCAGACUGCUCAGGCCACCUAUGAUCCCAGCCAGGGAUACUCUCCCCAGCCGGUGGAACUGACAGGCAUGGCCUUGUCCAGAGAGCUACAGUCCAUGGCAGAGCAGCUUGCUGAGAAUUACCAUAACACUUGGGGCCGCAAGAAAAAGAUGGAGCUGCAAUCCAAGGGUGGUGGCACCCAUCCUUUGUUGGUACCAUAUGACACAUUGACGGCCAAGGAGAAGACAAGAGACAGAGAGAAAGCCCAAGACCUGCUCAAAUUCCUUCAGCUUAAUGGAUACGCGGUCACAAGAGGUUUGAAGGACAUGGAACAAGAGAUUUCCUCCAUUGAGAAGCGGUUCGCUUAUGGGUUCCUGCAGAAGCUGUUGAAGUGGAUGGAGAUUGCCCAGGAGUUUAUUGCUCAUCUUGAGGCUGUUGUGAGCAGUGGAAGAGUCGAGAAAUCCCCUCACGAACAAGAGAUUAAAUUCUUUGCCAAGAUUCUACUUCCACUGGUAAACCAGUACUUCAAGAAUCACUGCCUGUAUUUCCUGUCCACACCUGCUAAAGUCCUGGGCAGUGGUGGCCAUGCCUCUAACAAAGAGAAGGAGAUGAUUGCUAGUAUCUUCUGUAAGUUGGCCGGUCUGGUGAGACACAGGGUUUCCCUCUUUGGCACUGAUGCCUCAGCAGUGGUCAACUGUCUCCACAUCCUUUCUCGCUCACUGGAUGCUAGAACUGUAAUGAAAUCUGGGCCGGAGAUUGUAAAGGCUGGUCUGCGCUCUUUCUUUGAGAGUGCUGCCGAUGACAUUGAGAAGAUGGUCGAGAACCUUAAACUGGGGAAAGUGUCUACCAAAAAUCAGGUGAAAGGUGUGUCUCAGAACAUUAGCUACACCACCACUGCUCUUCUGCCAGUGCUCACCUCUCUGUUCGACCACAUCGCCCAGCACCAGUUUGGAGAUGAUGUCAUGUUGGAUGACUUGCAGAUAUCCUGUUACCGUAUCAUGUGCAGUAUCUAUUCCCUGGGCACUGUAAAGACCCCUCAUGCUGAGAACCAAAGACCAGCUCUAGGAGAAUGUCUGGCUCAUCUGGCUGCUGCCAUGCCUGUUGCAUUUCUGGAGCCUCAACUCAACGAGUUCAAUGCAUACUCGGUGUACACUACCAAAACCCCACGAGAGAGAACAAUCUUGGGUCUACCCAGUCAAGUGCAGGAACUGUGUCUGGACAUCCCCGAGCUGGACAUGUUGAUGAAAGAGAUCGGGGAUCUGGCAGAGUCUGGGGCCCGUUACACAGAGAUGCCCCACGUGAUUGAGAUCACCCUGCCCAUGCUGUGCAACUAUCUGCCCCGCUGGUGGGAGAGAGGACCAGAGAACUUCCCAGAGCAGGAAGGCCGUCUGUGCACGGAUGUCACCUCGGAACAGCUCAAUCAGCUCCUGGGUAGCAUCAUGAAAAUUGUCGUCAAUAAUCUGGGCAUUGAUGAAGCUUCCUGGAUGAAGAGAUUGGCAGUGUUUGCUCAGCCCAUUGUGAGCAGGGCGAAGCCUGAGAUGCUCAAGUCCCACUUCAUCCCCACCAUGGAGAAGCUGAAGAAGCGUUGUGGAAAGGUUGUGGCCGAGGAGGAUCAGCUGCGUAUGGAGGGGAAGACAGAGAUGGACAGUGAACAGGGAACCAUUCGUGAUGAGUUUGCUGUGCUCUGCAGAGAUCUGUAUGCUCUUUACCCGCUACUCAUCCGAUACGUGGACAACAACAGGGCGAGGUGGUUGACCUGUCCUGACCCUGAUGCUGAGGACCUCUUCAGGAUGGUGGGAGAAGUCUUUAUCUUCUGGUCCAAAUCUCACAACUUCAAACGCGAGGAGCAGAAUUUUGUGGUGAUGAAUGAGAUCAACAACAUGUCGUUCCUCACUGCCGACAGCAAAAGCAAGAUGAGCAAGGGCGGAGACGGAGAGGGUGGAGGCUCAGAUGUCGAGCGGACCAAGAAGAAGCGUCGCGGGGACCGUUAUUCCGUUCAGACCUCGCUGAUUGUAGCGGCACUGAAGAAACUUCUCCCCAUCGGCCUCAACAUGUGCUCCCCUGCAGACCAAGAGCUCAUAAACAUGGCCAAGAUCCGCUACUCUCUGAAAGACACAGACGAAGAAGUGAGGGAGUUUCUGCAGAAUAACCUGCAUUUACAGGGAAAGGUUGAGGACCCAUCUAUGCGCUGGCAGAUGGCUCUGUAUAAGGAGACCUCAGGUAAAGCUGAAGACGCCGAUGCCCCGGAGAAGGUUGUGAAGAGAGUUCAGGAAGUUUCGGCUGUUCUCUAUCACAUUGAGUUGACUGAGCAUCCAUACAAAUCCAAGAAAAUGGUUUGGCACAAGCUUUUGUCCAAACAGCGUCGCAGGGCAGUAGUGGCCUGCUUCAGAAUGACACCGCUGUACAACAUCCCCAGGCACCGGGCAUCUAACAUGUUCCUUGAUGGUUACAAGCGCAAUUGGAUUGAAAAUGAGGGCUACUCUUUUGAAGACAAGAUGAUCGAUGACUUAUCUAAAGCAAUGGAGCAGGAAGAAGAAGAAGAGGAAGAAACCGAAUCAAAACCGGAUCCCCUUCAUCAGCUCAUCCUUCACUUCAGCCGCACGGCUCUCACAGAGAAAACUAAACUUGAAGUGGAUCAUCUAUAUAUGUCUUACGCUGAUAUAAUGGCAAAAAGCUGCCACAUUGGUGAGGAGGACGAAGGGGGAGAGGAGGGGGGCGAGGAGCCAUCCUUUGAGGUGCGACAGACAGAGAUGGAGAAGGAGAUGGAAAAGCAGAGGCUUCUGUACCAGCAGUCCCGUCUACAUGACCGCGGAGCAGCUGAAAUGGUUCUACAGAUGAUCAGUGCUUGCAAAGGUGAGACGGGAGCCAUGGUGUCCUCUACUCUCAAACUUGGCAUCUCCAUCCUCAAUGGUGGCAACAGUGAUGUUCAGCAGAGGAUGUUGGACUACCUGAAAGACAAGAAAGAUGUGGGCUUCUUCCUUAGCCUACAGGCUCUCAUGCAAACCUGCAGUGUUCUGGAUCUGAAUGCGUUUGAGAGACAGAAUAAGGCAGAUGGUCUUGGUAUGGUGUCAGAGGAGGGCUCAAACAUCAAGCUAGAGCGUGAAGAGAAAGUGAUGGCAGAUGAUGAAUUCACUUGUGACCUUUUUCGCUUCCUGCAGCUGCUUUGUGAAGGCCACAACAACGAUUUCCAGAACUAUCUGCGCACACAGACAGGCAGCACGACUACGAUCAACGUCAUCAUCUGCACGGUUGACUAUCUGCUCAGACUGCAGGAGUCUAUCAGUGACUUCUACUGGUAUUACUCUGGGAAGGAUAUCAUUGAUGAACCAGGCAAAAGAAACUUUUCGAAGGCAAUGACGGUUGCUAAACAGGUUUUCAACAGCCUGACUGAGUAUAUCCAGGGUCCUUGCACUGGUAAUCAGCAGUCUCUGGCUCACAGCAGAUUGUGGGAUGCCGUGGUGGGCUUCUUGCACGUGUUCGCGCACAUGAUGAUGAAGCUAGCACAGAAGACCUCGGAUAUUUCCAGAAAAGGUUCCAUCAACACUGAAUCAGUAUCAUCUAUGCACCCUGACCCUGGACUCCGAAAUGGCGAUCAUUUCUGGAGUAGAACACAUUCUGAGGACUCCAGCCAGAUUGGUCUGUUGAAGGAGCUUCUGGAUCUGCAGAAGGACAUGGUGGUGAUGCUCCUCUCUCUGUUAGAGGGUAACAUUGUGAAUGGCACAAUCGCUCGCCAGAUGGUUGACAUGCUGGUUGAGUCUUCCAGCAACGUAGAGAUGAUUCUCAAGUUCUUUGACAUGUUCCUCAAACUGAAGGACAUUGUGGCAUCGGAUGCCUUCCGUGACUAUGUGACGGACCCUCGUGGCCUUAUCUCCAAGAAAGACUUCUCCAAGGCUAUGGACAGUCAGAAGCAAUACACUCCAUCUGAGAUCCAGUUCCUGCUGUCUUGCUCCGAAGCCGAUGAGAACGAGAUGAUCAAUUUUGAAGAGUUUGCAGAUCGUUUCCAAGAGCCAGCCAAAGACAUCGGCUUCAACAUUGCUGUGCUACUCACCAACCUGUCUGAGCAUGUUCCUCAUGACACUCGCUUGCAGAACUUUCUGGAGCAAGCUGAGAGUGUGCUCAACUACUUCCGACCCUUCCUGGGCCGUAUCGAGAUCAUGGGUGCCGGCAAGAGGAUAGAACGGAUCUACUUUGAAAUCAGCGAGGCCAACCGCAACCAGUGGGAGAUGCCUCAGGUCAGAGAGUCAAAGCGGCAGUUCAUCUUUGAUGUCGUCAAUGAGGGUGGUGAGUCUGAGAAGAUGGAGCUCUUUGUGAACUUCUGCGAGGACACCAUUUUUGAGAUGAACAUCGCCUCGCAGAUCUCAGAGCAGGAAGAGGAGGUGAUAGAAGAUGAGGACGAAGAAGACGAGGAGGAGAGCAGUGGUGGCGGGAAUGGAGAGGGUGAAGGAGAAGAAGGGAAUGGAGAAGCAGCACCACCUGAAUCCAGCUCAGCCUUUGCAGACUUCAUCAAGAGCGUAAUGGACUUCAUCAGCCUCUUCACUUUCCGCAAUCUCAGACGCCGUUACCGCAAAAUCAGGAAAAUGACCAUAAAGGACAUGAUUGUUGGUCUGGUCAUGUUCCUCUAUACUGUCCUCUUUGGCAUCCUGCACUUCAUCUACAGCGUCUGCCGAGGUUUCUUCAUGCUCAUCUGGAACACUCUCUUCGGAGGAGGUCUGGUGGAGGGAGCUAAGAAGAUGACAUUGACAGAGAUCCUUACUAACAUGCCCGACCCAACUCAAGAUGAGGUGCACGGUGACCUUCCACCUGAGCCAGGAGCAAGAAAAGUUCAAGAAUCAGGCGGAGCUGGUGAGGGAGAGGAGGGAACAGGAGUCGGAGAGGAGGAAGCAGAAGAAGGAGAAGAGGAUGAUGGUGGAAGACCUGGUUUUGGUCCUCACGGCGGUUUAGGAGAUAUGGGAGAAACUGAGCCAGAGGAGCCUCCGACUCCAGAAGGCAGCCCACUGCUGAAGAGGAAGCUGGUGGUUGAGGAAGGAGAGGGAAAAGCAGUAGAAGAGGAGAAAGUAGAGGAAGAAACAGCCCCUGAACCGGAAAAAGCAGAUGAUGAAAAUGGAGAGAAGGCAGAGAAGGAGGCAGAACCUGAGCCAGAAGAAAAAACAGAUGAAGAGCAAGAGGAGAAAAAAGCAAAGACUAAAGCAAAGAAAGGCAAGAAGCAAGAGGAAGAGGGCUUUGAACUCUGGAAUGAACUGGAAGUCCAAAGAAACAAGUUCAUGAACUAUCUGUCUCGCAAUUUCUACAACCUGCGCUUCCUGGCUCUCUUCAUUGCCUUUGCACUCAACUUCAUUCUGCUCUUCUACAGGGUAUCUGACAGCCCACCUGGAGAAGAGGAAGAGUUUGAGGGUUCGGCUAUGUUUGAGGGUUCUGGAGUAUUUGAAGGCUCUGCUGUAUUUGAAGGCUCUGGUGUGUUUGAGGGCUCUGGGAUCUUUGAGGGCUCUGCUGGAGAAGCUGAAGGUUCUGGAAUGGAGGAGAAUGGAGAGGAAGAGGAGGAAGAAGGGUUUGUCUACUUCUUCCUGGAAGAGAGCACUGGAUAUAUGGAACCCGCUUUGGCCUUCUUCUCUAUCUUACACACCAUCAUUUCUUUCCUCUGUAUCAUCGGCUACAACUGUCUGAAGGUUCCUUUGGUCAUCUUUAAGAGAGAGAAGGAACUAGCCCGUAAACUGGAGUUUGACGGUUUGUACGUGACUGAACAACCAGAAGAUGAUGACAUCAAGGGCCAGUGGGACAGACUUGUCCUCAAUACACCGUCUUUCCCGAACAACUACUGGGACAAAUUUGUGAAGAGAAAGGUGCUAGAGAAGUAUGGCGAUAUCUACGGUAGAGAAAGAAUCGCUGAGCUGCUCGGCAUGGAUCUAGCAUCCCUUGACGUCAGUGCUAUGACACACGAGAAGAAGCCUCACAUUGAUCCCUCAAUGUUCACAUGGUUUACAUCUAUUGACAUCAAAUACCAAAUCUGGAAAUUUGGAGUGGUAUUCACUGAUAAUACGUUCCUGUAUCUGGUUUGGUAUCUGGUCAUGUCAGUGCUUGGCCACUUCAACAACUUUUUCUUCGCCUGUCAUCUGCUGGACAUCGCUAUGGGCGUCAAAACCCUGCGCACCAUCCUGUCCUCUGUAACUCACAAUGGCAAACAGCUGCUGAUGACGGUGGGUCUGCUGGCUGUGGUGGUCUACCUCUACACAGUGGUGGCCUUCAAUUUCUUCCGAAAGUUCUACAACAUGAGUGAGGAUGAAGACGAACCGGAUAUGAAGUGUGACGACAUGAUGACUUGUUAUCUGUUCCACAUGUACGUGGGUGUGCGAGCUGGUGGUGGUAUAGGAGACGAGAUCGAGGAUCCAGCCGGAGACGAGUAUGAGCUUUACCGUGUGGUCUUUGACAUCACCUUCUUCUUUUUUGUCAUUGUCAUCCUGCUGGCCAUCAUUCAAGGUCUGAUCAUUGAUGCCUUUGGUGAGCUGAGAGAUCAGCAGGAGCAGGUCCGAGAGGACAUGGAGACUAAGUGUUUCAUUUGUGGAAUUGGAAGCGACUACUUUGACUCGACUCCGCAUGGGUUCGAGACGCAUACGCUGGAGGAGCACAAUUUAGCCAACUACAUGUUCUUCCUGAUGUAUUUAAUCAAUAAAGAUGAAACGGAGCACACAGGACAGGAGUCCUAUGUAUGGAAAAUGUACCAGGAGCGAUGCUGGGACUUCUUCCCAGCUGGGGACUGUUUCAGGAAGCAAUAUGAAGAUCAGCUUGGCUAAUUCUACAGCCUUGAAAGUGUGUGUUUGUGUGCAAGUAUCAUUUCAGGAAGGACGGUCAAAGAGGGAAUUAUUAAAAAUAGCCAAAAGAAGGGAACAAGGGAUAAAUGACCGACUGUAGCCAACACAUCACACAGACCACACAGACCCACUCAUACUACUUAAAACCUUAGAUUUCCCAGUUUGACUAAACAAGAGAGAAAAAGUUUUUUAAACUGUAUUUACACACUACAAAGACCAUUUAAAUUACAUCAACCAAAAAUGAACAAACACCCCUAAACAAAGCCUUCCUUUCCUCUAUGUUUUGUCUGUCACUAUCAAUCUAAAAAUUCUCAGUGCCUAAUGUUGAAUCUUAACUGUACAGUGAGGGUUUAAGUAUGAUUUUAUUGAUAGUCUGUAGCGAUCUUUUUAUGUGUAGAGUAGCUGUCUAGAUCUUUUAAUUUUAGCAUAUAUAAAUAAAGCCUUGUUUAUGUUUAUAUAUAUUCAUGUAUACCACAGAAAUAUAGCCAUAUGAGUGGUAGCAUCACUCAUUAAGCAUUUUGACAAAUAUCAAGCCAGGCUUUUCCCCCUGGCGCAUCGAGUGAAUGUGAGAGUUUAAGUAUUACAACCUCAAUAUUUCUCUCCCUCCUCGGUUUUAAGUUUCAGAGAAUUACAAAUGAGACGUUUUAACUUUGUAAAAAUGUGAAACCACCUGUUUUGCACUCUAUAGUCUUAUAAUGGGACGCUGUAUCCAUGCCAAGCACAUACUUCCAUGGAGUCCUGCUACACAAUGCUUUAUUACAAAUAUAAAGAGGUGGAGAGGGUCAUUGGUUUUAUUAAAAACAUCCUCUCUAGAUUUACAAGACUAUGUCCUUUUACUCUGAUUAUGAGAAAGAAGUACUAUCAUGACUAUAUGCACGGUAUUAUUUAUGUUGCUAUACUGUCAUUUAAGACCUUGACGUGAACUAUGCUGUGUCAUUCAGAUAGCAAGACUGCAACUUCAUUUAUGCACUUAAAUACAUAGAUGAUAUAUUUUUGUUGGAGCUCUAAAUAAUUAAGAUACUCUGAACUUAAUGUGUCACAAGUGAGUAUUUAUUAUAUACCUUUUUUGGAGGGGAAUAUAGGUCAGAAUUUAGUAGAGAAGUGGAAAAGGAAUGAGAGGUAGAUUAAGUUAACGUAGACGUAACAAAGACGACAUGUUUUUGCCUGUUUGAUUUUUAUUCUUUUUGGCGAAAUCUCAUACUUUAUUUUUGUCGAUUAUAGGUGAAGUGUGUGGUCGUAGGUCUCUGAUAUUUGCGCAUCAGACAUCUCCAAGCGACUGAAAUAAACUCACAUGUGCAUGUUCCACCUUGUACGUUCUGCUGACAUGCUGUGACAGCACAUUAAGAGUGUGUGUUGAGGUCUUUUGGUGUGUUUUGCUCUGAGAGCUCAGAGAUGGAAGAAUCAACUUCUCUGGAUCUGACUGUGCAUCAAGCUGAAUCCUGUGUUUCAGUGCACAUUAAACAGUUCCAAUAUUUUAAGAG
Messenger RNA from Carassius auratus (goldfish), 17138 nucleotides. RefSeq names its product ryanodine receptor 1b (skeletal) (gene ryr1b). NCBI's taxonomy places the organism in Eukaryota, Metazoa, Chordata, Actinopteri, Cypriniformes, Cyprinidae. The record is from RefSeq and is a predicted model, not a curated record. Gene Ontology annotation, cellular component: sarcolemma; smooth endoplasmic reticulum; sarcoplasmic reticulum membrane. The coding region runs from base 268 to 15639 and encodes 5123 amino acids. Gene Ontology annotation, biological process: release of sequestered calcium ion into cytosol by sarcoplasmic reticulum; striated muscle contraction; intracellular calcium ion homeostasis. The transcript is spliced from 109 exons. Gene Ontology annotation, molecular function: protein binding; ryanodine-sensitive calcium-release channel activity.